UGGUCACACCGAUUGCCACACGAAAGUCGAACAAAUAAAGGAAAACUAUUUUUGACAAAUGGGAGGAUCCAGCUACGAUGUGCUCAGGAAGCAGGCGCGGAGCCUGGAAAACGAGAUCGACCUGAAGCUGGUGGCAUUCAGCAAAAUCGGAGCUGGCAGUGGAGGAGGUGGAAGUGGAGGACUAGGAGGCGUUGACACAUCGCCGCUCCUGGGCGAGCACGUCUUCGAUUCGCUGUCGGAGGAGAUCGAGCAAAUGCUGGAGAAGCUAUCCUCGCUAAAUGAGUCCAUGUCCGAUUUGCCCGCCUCUGGAGCAGCCGCCAUGCACACACUGCAGAGGCAUCGAGAGAUCCUGCAGGGGUAUCGCCAGGAGUUCAAUAAGAUCUGCGCCAAUCACACAAUGCGAAUCGAGCGAGAGGAGCUGCUUCGUGGCUCAGGGUUGGCCACCAGCUCCGGCAGUCCAUCCAUCUCGGGCCUAAACCGGCGAGAAAUGUACCUGAAGGAGAGCGGGCACCUCAACAGCGCCAGUCACUUGGUCAACGAUCAGAUAAAUAUCGCGAUUGAGACGCGUGACCAUCUUCACGCCCAGCGACAAGCAUUCAAGCGGCUGCAGACCCGCUUUAACGAUAUCUCCAAUCGAUUCCCACUGAUUUCCAGUCUCAUUCAGCGCAUCAACAUUAAAAAGCGACGCGAUUCGCUGAUCCUGGGAGCAGUUAUUGGCUUCUGUGUGAUCUUGCUGCUGCUCUACGCCUUCAACUAGUGACCCGCCACCGCGAUUUGGCCAAAGAUAGAGCUUGCAUUAAACUCCAUUACAGACAAUUGAAUUUUAGUUUGUUUUUUCCGACGGUAUAUGUGUAUGAUUAACUUGUGAUAGCAAUAAAAUGUACUAUAUAAGAC
Molecule: messenger RNA, 894 nt
Organism: Drosophila melanogaster (fruit fly)
Lineage: Eukaryota; Metazoa; Arthropoda; Insecta; Diptera; Drosophilidae
Gene: Gos28
Product: golgi SNARE, 28 kDa
Exons: 4
Coding region: 59-757 (232 amino acids)
Biological process (GO): endoplasmic reticulum to Golgi vesicle-mediated transport
Cellular component (GO): cis-Golgi network; Golgi membrane; membrane
Source: RefSeq, marked reviewed